Phytophthora megakarya is the source of this 549-nucleotide messenger RNA. The record is from the annotation of a GenBank genome assembly. Lineage: Eukaryota; Oomycota; Peronosporomycetes; Peronosporales; Peronosporaceae.
AUGAAGAAGUAUCUGAGUGGCUCGAUCGCGGAUCUCACCCAAGCGGAAGCAAGAUCGUAUGGCAAGAUCGCGUCUGACUACGAGGUGGACGAGCAGGAUCUACUCUUUUACGGCCCCUCGACGCCGAGACCGGGAGACGAUCGCGACCGAUUGAUGAGAUUGGUAGUUCCCGAAACGCUACAGUCGGACGUUUUACACCACUAUCACACCACGUUGGAAGGAGGACAUCAAGGAGUGGGGCGAACCUACCAGCGGAUCAUUGAUCAUUUCCAUUGGAGGGGAUUAUACCUGAGCGUCCAGGGGUACGUGGGGGAAUGCGUGGAUUGCGAGACAGGAAAAGGAAAGCCGGUGAUCCGGGGUGAAUCACCUGGAAACUUGCAGGCGACGUACUCGUUCCAGAUUAUUGCGAUGGAUCACAUACCGUCGCUACCCAGAUCCGACAAGGGGAACACUGAAUCAUUGAUCUGGGUCGAUCUGUUCACAGGAUAUGUGAUCGCGAAGACCAGCUCGUCCCGAUCGGCCCAGACGGUUGCGGAAUCGUACGAAUAG